Hydatigera taeniaeformis is the source of this 1863-nucleotide messenger RNA. Lineage: Eukaryota; Metazoa; Platyhelminthes; Cestoda; Cyclophyllidea; Taeniidae. The record is from the annotation of a GenBank genome assembly.
CGAAUUAAGGGGAAUUUGGACGCUCAAACAGAACGCCUGGUCUCCAUGAACCCACCGUUUGUUGCGCGAUGGGUGAGGAUUUACCCCUUUACCCAAGAAAGGCAGCCGGUCUGUUUGAAAGUGGAAAUCCUAGGCUGCGGUGCCAACGGGGUUGUUGAAUACCAGGCUCCACGUGGAAAUGUUGUAAGCAAAGCGCCAAAGGAUCGUCUGGUGGAUUUCACAUAUGACAAUCCUGAAAGUCGACAUUCCCAUCAACUGCGAGAACUGCACCACGAGGUUUUUAAUGCUGGAGGAUUGGGUAAACUUGUGGAUGGUAAACCAGAUCUCGAAACCGAUACUGACCCAUUGGAAUCAAACGAUUUUGUGGGAUGGAAGCGAUCUGAGGAUGCUUCCGACACCAACACCUACGAACGCAUUGUCUUUCGAUUUGACGGCAUCUACAAUUUCACCAGUGUUAGCAUGCUAUUCGCCAAUCACGUUGGCAGUGAAAUUGCCCGACCUCGACUCGUUGAGGUGCGUCUGAGUCGAAAAUUUCCACGCGCUAGUCUCACCGAUCCCGCCACCACUUUUACGGCCACUCAUCCGCUCCCAGUGCCUACAACCACCCUGCCAAAAACAGAGUGGGUUCAUGUAAGUUUGUGGGGCAGCCUCACCGAUGCCUUCACAAACGUCAGCCUAACUAGUAAAUACUACAAUGUGGCAAAUUUUGUGGAACUGCGCGUCUACUAUGCUGGACGUUGGAUUGCCCUGGGUGAAGUGACCUUUCAUAACGUUCGCGUGCGGAUUCCUCCAGGAGUGGUGCUUGACAAAGAGCCCGAGGAGGCAUCAAUGACACCGGUACCAUCGCCUAGUGUGAAUUCCAGUCUUGGUAUCACCGGUUCUCAAUAUACCUUAGCUACAAUGCAACCGCACACCUAUGCACUGGUUGUUGGACUGGGUUGUCUAGCCACUGUUUUAAUUAUUCUCGUGCUUGCGCUCUUCCUCCAUUGGCGUCGACGCGCCUUCAUGUCGAAGCCGAAGAUGGAUGAGCUGAACCACUCCUUCCAACACCCCUUCACAAUGCCCCUUAUUAAGACAGCACCUCAACCAACCAACUCUGUCAAUACAGAUACAGAUCAGAAAUGGGAAUUCUACAACAACAAUAACAGCAACUCAAACGCUCUUCAAGUUCCCAUGUACUUGAAUGGUGACAAUGCCGCCUACCCUCCUUCCAGUACCACGGUUAUACCUCAAUUUAUCCUCCAACGACCCUCUAUUGGUGUUCCCACUUCUCUCAUGCUUCCAAACUACGUAAGAACACAAGUGCAGUCAAAUCAGGCAACCGAAUUGACAUCACACGAACAGUCGUCAAAGAGUGGUGGAGAUAAAGAGAGUCAAGCACCUGCAUUCCCUUUCUUUCAAUCUGCUGGCAGCCGCGUGACACCAGAGUCCAGUGCCCUGUAUACCACUGUGUCGGAAAGUGACCCCUAUGUAAACGGAACGCCCCGUCCCAACCAAAUGUUACGCAUUCCGCCCCCGCCAUCGCUUCCGCUUCCACCGACCCCAACUCAACCGCACUCCGUGGCAGAACAGACACCUCCUCCAUGGAUGGGCGCGGGAUUCAGCAGGGAACCGGACUACAUACAACACCGGGAACUGAAUGCCAAUGGUGGUAGUGAUUUGAACACCUUCUACCGAUACUCUAUUCCCUUGAAUGGGGCCUUUCCCACAGCACCAGUGUAUUCGGCUCCUAUUUGGGUGGCUGGAAGUAUGGAUCCGGUUACAAUCGGUCGUUUCUACAGUCAGCAUCAGUCAGCCCCUCAAGACCAGCCAGCAUUAUCGCAGGAAACACCUGAACUAAAUGGCGAGUCCAUUUUGCUUUGA